Molecule: messenger RNA, 528 nt
Organism: Arctia plantaginis
Lineage: Eukaryota; Metazoa; Arthropoda; Insecta; Lepidoptera; Erebidae
Source: the annotation of a GenBank genome assembly
AUGGCUUCUCUUUUGUUUCAGAAUCUCAAAGAUCAAAUUUUAACCACCAACGUCUGGCUCGAACACGAAUGGGAAGACCACAAAUUCAAAUGGGAUCCUGCAGAAUACGGGGGACAAAAAGAGCUGUAUGUGCCAUCGGAACAUAUUUGGUUACCUGACAUAGUGCUUUAUAACAAUGCCGAUGGUGAGUACGUGGUUACUACGAUGACGAAAGCAGUACUACAUCAUUCAGGCAAGGUGCUGUGGACUCCUCCUGCCAUCUUCAAAUCCUCCUGCGAGAUUGAUGUUCGAUAUUUUCCUUUUGACCAACAAACUUGCUUUUUGAAAUUCGGAUCUUGGAGCUAUGACGGUGAUCAGAUCGAUUUAAAGCACAUAAACCAGAAAAAAGGUGACAUGGUAGAUGUGGGUAUUGACCUUCGAGAAUACUACCCGUCAGUCGAAUGGGAUAUCUUAGGAGUACCAGCAGAAAGACAUGAGCGAUACUACCCUUGUUGUCAGGAACCUUACCCAGGUGAGAACAUUAAAUAA